AUAUGAAAAAAAUUUAAUUAAAGAAGAAAUUCUUAGGAGUUUCCGCUUAGUCCGCAAUUAACACCCCGCUACACAUGCGUGGAAGUGGCAUAACAUUGGACCUGGUCCUAGUCCUGGCUCCUUCUAUAAAGGGUGGCGGUUCCCGAAAGGGCCAUCGUGUGGUAUGUGCCACUUCUUUUGUUCCCCGACUCGAUGGGGCAGGGCAUUGUUUGUGGGGAUGCAAUGGAAAAGGAAAUGGUGGCAGGACAUGUCACAAUUUGGUUUUGCGCUUUGAUGCGUUGCAAGGAAUUCCAAAUUGCAGCGGGCGCCCCCGUUUGGGUGCCAUUUGGAUCCGAUGGUUGCGGAGAGCUUGUUAUAAACCAGCCCCAAGGCAAGGCAGAGCAGGAUCAGGAAUUACAUACAGAGGAGCAUACACAGGAGCAGCCACAGGAGACAGGACACGGAUGCGGAAGUCGUCGCAAUCAAUUACGGGCCGGCCGCAAUCGAGGCAGCUUAAUUAUUCAAUACGUUGGUUGGCUUAAACGGGCAGGCGAACAAAACAAGCGAAAAAAGGGAUGCCGGAGGCGGGCGCAUUGAACUUUGAUUUGGGCCAGUC
Molecule: messenger RNA, 595 nt
Organism: Drosophila miranda
Lineage: Eukaryota; Metazoa; Arthropoda; Insecta; Diptera; Drosophilidae
Exons: 2
Coding region: 193-576 (127 amino acids)
Source: RefSeq, a predicted model, not a curated record